AUGGCUAGCCCUACUGGCUUCUCGAUCAACGUCAACGAUCCCAGCUUGAUCUCGCUGGUGAACAAACUCCAAGAUGUCUUUUCGACAGUCGGGGUUCACAACCCCAUCGAUUUGCCUCAGAUCGCCGUCGUCGGAUCGCAGUCAAGCGGAAAGAGUUCGGUUUUAGAAAACAUUGUUGGUCGGGACUUUCUUCCUCGUGGUUCGGGAAUUGUUACGCGGAGACCCCUUGUACUGCAGCUCAUCAACAAGCCCGCAAGGAAUUCGGUGAACGGAUCGACAGAUGAGAAGGUGGACAAUACAACGGACGAAGCGGCGAACCUAAACGAGUAUGGAGAGUUUCUUCACAUCCCCGGACAGAAGUUCUACGAUUUCAACAAAAUCCGUGAAGAGAUUGUUCGCGAAACCGAAUCGAAAGUUGGCAAGAAUGCAGGUAUCUCGCCUAUCCCGAUUAACCUCCGCAUCUACUCGCCCAACGUCCUUACCCUUACACUUGUCGAUCUGCCCGGUUUGACCAAGGUUCCCGUCGGUGACCAGCCCAAGGACAUCGAGCGACAGAUCAGGGAUAUGGUUUUGAAGUACAUUAGCAAGCCCAACGCCAUCAUUCUUGCAGUGACCUCCGCCAACCAGGAUCUGGCGAACUCGGACGGUUUGCAGCUGGCACGUGAGGUGGACCCGGAGGGUCAGCGUACGAUUGGUGUGUUGACUAAGGUCGACCUCAUGGACGAAGGAACCGACGUUGUGGAUAUUCUUGCGGGCAGGGUUAUCCCAUUGCGUCUGGGUUAUGUGCCGGUGGUCAACCGUGGCCAGCGUGAUAUUGAGAACAAGCGGCCAAUUGCGUCUGCGCUGGAAAACGAGAAGAACUUCUUCGAGAACCACAAGGCGUACCGUAAUAAGGCUUCUUAUUGCGGAACACCGUACUUGGCCAGAAAACUGAACUUGAUUCUCAUGAUGCACAUUAAACAGACCCUGCCGGACAUCAAGGCCCGCAUUUCCUCCUCCCUUCAGAAGUACAGCUCUGAGCUUUCGCAGCUUGGUGAUUCGCUGCUGGGCAACAGUGCCAACAUUAUCCUCAACAUCAUCACCGAAUUUAGCAACGAAUACCGCACAGUCUUGGAAGGACGGAACCAGGAACUGUCUAGCGCUGAGCUGUCGGGCGGUGCUCGUAUUAGCUUUGUCUUCCACGAGCUUUACUCGAACGGUAUCAAGGCUGUGGAUCCUUUCGACACUGUGAAGGACAUGGACAUUCGGAUGUUCCUCUACAACUCGUCUGGCCCCUCGCCCUCGCUGUUCGUUGGUACCACCGCUUUCGAAUUGAUUGUCAAGCAACAGAUCAGAAGAAUGGAGGACCCCAGCUUGAAGUGUAUUUCUCUGGUCUACGACGAGCUUGUUCGUAUCCUGGGUCAACUUCUGAACAAGCAGCUGUUCCGCAGAUACCCUAUGUUGAAGGAGAAGUUCCACGCCGUCGUCAUUACUUUCUUCAAGAAGUGCAUGGAACCAACGAACAAGCUGGUGCGGGAUCUAGUCAACAUGGAGGCAUGCUAUAUCAACACUGGUCACCCUGACUUCCUCAAUGGCCACCGCGCCAUGGCCAUUGUCAAUGAACGUCAAGCUGCCGGAAAGCCCACUCAGGUUGAUCCGAAGACCGGCAAGCCUCUCCCGAGCCGUGCGAACAGUCCGUCGUUGGAAACCAGCCCCGAAACCACCAACAACUCUGGAUUCUUUGGAAGCUUCUGGGCUUCUAAGAACAAAAAGAAGGCGGCUGCCAUGGAGCCUCCGCCGCCGACCCUCAAGGUGUCGGCCAACAUGUCGGAUCGCGAAAGUGCUGAAGUGGAGGUUAUCAAGCUCCUCAUCACCUCGUAUUACAACAUCGUCAAACGGACUAUGAUUGACAUGGUCCCCAAGGCCAUUAUGUACACUCUCGUCCAAUUUACUAAGGAUGAGAUGCAGCGCGAGCUUCUCGAGAACAUGUACCGUAACCAAGAACUCGACGACUUGCUCAAGGAAAGCGACUACACAAUCCGCCGACGGAAAGAGUGCCAGCAGAUGGUGGAGAGUCUGUCUCGCGCCAGCGAGAUUGUCAGCCAGGUGCAGUAA
Messenger RNA from Aspergillus chevalieri, 2094 nucleotides. RefSeq names its product dynamin-like GTPase vpsA (gene VPS1). NCBI's taxonomy places the organism in Eukaryota, Fungi, Ascomycota, Eurotiomycetes, Eurotiales, Aspergillaceae. The record is from RefSeq and is a predicted model, not a curated record. The transcript has 8 exons. Gene Ontology annotation, molecular function: GTP binding; GTPase activity; microtubule binding. Gene Ontology annotation, biological process: peroxisome organization. Gene Ontology annotation, cellular component: peroxisome; cytoplasm; membrane. Bases 1 to 2094 code for a protein of 697 amino acids.